Messenger RNA from Scleropages formosus (Asian bonytongue), 1343 nucleotides. RefSeq names its product IMP U3 small nucleolar ribonucleoprotein 3 (gene imp3). The record is from RefSeq and is a predicted model, not a curated record. Gene Ontology annotation, molecular function: snoRNA binding; rRNA binding. NCBI's taxonomy places the organism in Eukaryota, Metazoa, Chordata, Actinopteri, Osteoglossiformes, Osteoglossidae. Gene Ontology annotation, biological process: ribosomal small subunit biogenesis; rRNA processing. Bases 72 to 623 code for a protein of 183 amino acids. Gene Ontology annotation, cellular component: Mpp10 complex; small-subunit processome. The transcript is spliced from 7 exons.
CGCAGGAACGCCAGCGAGCCAGCACGCCUGCACACCAACAGUGGAGACGUGUGGUCGUUUUCUGAUUGAAAAUGGUUCGUAAACUGAAAUUUCACGAGCAGAAGCUCCUGAAGAAGGUAGACUUCAUUAACUGGGAAGUGGACAACAACCUGCACGAGGUCAAGGUGCUGCGCAGGUUCCGCAUCGAGAAGCGAGAGGACUACACAAAGUACAACAAACUGAGUCGCAGCGUGCGGGAGCUGGCCCAGAAGAUCAGGGACCUGGACGAGAAAGAUGGCUUUCGGACCCAGGCAACCGCCUUGCUGCUGGAGAAGCUGUACAGCAUCGGCCUCAUCCCUACCAAACAGAGCCUGGCCCUGACCGAGAAGGUCUCCGCGUCGUCCUUCUGCAGGAGGCGUCUUCCCUCCAUCAUGGUGAGCCUGCGCAUGGCUCAGAACCUGAAGACAGCCAUCACCUUCAUCGAGCAAGGCCAUAUACGUGUGGGACCAGAGAUUGUCACAGAUCCCGCCUUUCUUGUCACCAGAAAUAUGGAAGACUUUGUGACCUGGGUGGACUCCUCCAAGAUCAAGCAGCACGUCAUGAACUACAACGCGGAGAGAGACGACUUUGACCUUGUGGUGUAAACGAACCAAGAGAGCAGCAGUUUCCUCCCCGUUUGGGGGAAACGGAGCGAAUGAUGUCGGAUCCCGAUUGCAUGAAGAACUGAUUCUCUUGGAUUUUUUUUUUUUAAAUUAAAAAAAAAACACUAUUUAUAGAGGAAUAAAGUGCAGUGGCAAGAAACUGAAGACUUUCACUUUAUUAUACUGGAGUGGAGCCUCCAGACUGGAGCACUUUUCUCUCUCUUCAUUAUCGCAGAGCUCAUUUUAUAUUUUUGUAAUGUUUUCAAAAUAAAGUCAAUAUAAUUUACAGUGCAAGGAUCCAUUGCAAGUUCAAGGUGUGGUUUUCUCACUGUGCUCAUUGACCUCCUCAUGCUCCAAUACACCCAAUACACCCCUUUGCACCCUUGAUCAGUAAAUGGGUGGUUCUGUCCAGAACUCCAGAAGGCUUGAGUGCCAGGCUAAAGAGGUGCAGCUGUCCACUGCGCAGCUCACUGUCCUCAGGCAGUAUAUUCACGCUGUAAGUGGCAUUUCACAGCCACUGAACCACACAAAGACCACUCAACACUUGCACUGCCUCACCUCACACAAGUGUUUCUACUCAGACACACAUGGUGUAGAACAAUUAAAGCUCUGCUGGGCAACUGUUAAUAAAAACAUCUGUAUAUUACAGUUAAUUACACUUAAGAGUGAUUGACAGCCAGAAAUACCCUUGAGAAGGAUGUACAGAACUGGGCUGCAGCACUU